Telopea speciosissima is the source of this 574-nucleotide messenger RNA. RefSeq names its product auxin-responsive protein SAUR21-like. Gene Ontology annotation, biological process: response to auxin. The transcript has a single exon. Lineage: Eukaryota; Viridiplantae; Streptophyta; Magnoliopsida; Proteales; Proteaceae. The record is from RefSeq and is a predicted model, not a curated record. The coding region runs from base 180 to 488 and encodes 102 amino acids.
UUCACUAAACACUUGAGAUGAUUGGGUAAGUAUAUCACUUCUUCUAUAUAUAUAUAUAUACAUAACAAUACAUACCAAAGGCAACACCCAAUUCUUGGUCUAGCUUUCCUUUGCUCUUUGGAUUCUUUGAGAUCUUUAAAUUCUCUUGUUCUUCUAUAGAUCCUCAUUCACACAAAGCCAUGGGUAUCCGUUUACCUGCAGGGAUGAUUCAUGCUAAGCAAAUCCUCCGAAGAUCUCUUUUGCGUGCAAUCCAGUUAGCAACCGAUGUUCCUAAAGGUCACUUAGCAGUCUAUGUGGGUGAGAAACAGAAGAAGAGAUUUGUGGUUCCAAUGUCCUAUUUGAACCAGCCAUUAUUUCAAGACUUGCUAAAUCAAGCGGAAGAAGAAUUUGGGUUUGAAUACCCAAUGGGUGGUCUUACAAUUCCAUGCAAAGAAGACACCUUCGUCGAUCUCGCUUCUCGUUUGAAUGGCCUGUGCAGGAGAAAGUAGGAAAUUAGUAAUGAGGGAAAGGCCCAUGUCAUGUAUAUAUCUAUACAUUUUUUUUGGGAGGGUGGGGAAGGCAGUCAUGAGAGAAA